UGGGGUAUUCCCGUUAUUUUUAUUUCUAAAUGUAGGUCAUUUGAACUACGAAUACAAUUUACUUACAGUUGGAUCCCACUUUUUUUCAGUAAGCCUAACCCAGUUUGUCCAGCUGAUCUAGAACCACUCUUUGAAGAUAAGAUAUUCCGGGAUGUUUGCUGCAAUAGGGAAAUUAUGGCUCUGAAGAUCUACUGCCGAAGUGAGAAAAAUGGAUGUAAAGAACAAAUGAGUUUACAGCAGGUCAUGGAACACUUGGAAGUUUGUCCGUACUUCGAGGUGCCAUGCCCCUUGGGAAAGUGUAAGGAGAAGAUGAUGAGGAAAGACAUGUCUGAGCACUUGAGCCGCAAAUGCAAACACCGAGAGAUCACCUGUGAAUUCUGCAAUCACAAGAUGGCCCUCACCGAGUUACAGAAACACAAAGAUACAGUCUGUCCUGCAUUUCCUGUAGCAUGCCCUAAUCACUGCUCGUUUUCUUCCAUUCUAAGAAGUGAGCUGUCCAGUCAUCAGCAUGACUGUCCAAAGGCCCAAGUGACCUGCUCCUUUAUUCGCUACGGAUGCUCCUUUAAGGGGCUGAAUCAAGAGAUGAGGGAACAUGAGUCCAGUUUUGCGUCUGAGCACCUGAGAAUGAUGGCAGUCAGAAACACCACACUAGAGGCCAAGGUAGAGGAUGUUAAGAGCGAGCUGAUGGAGCGUUAUAAAGUUCUGCCCAGCCUCAGCAGUCGUCUUGCAGAGGUUGAGACUCAGUAUGAGGAGAUGAGAGAAAAGAACAGGCAGCUGGAGCAGAAGCUAGUCAGCAUGCAGAUGCUGAUGAGCACUCACUCAGAGAAACUGCUUGAAGUCGAGAUGGAGCUGCGGGAGCUUCGUCCACUGCGAGCUAUGAGGGAGGAGGUGGAGGCUCUGAGAGGGUCCGUGGAGAACAUGCGUUCAAUUGUAUCUUCUCUCGAUUCGGGUCGUGUUGGUUCCAGUUCUGGUUCUCACACGCUGGGCUCCUUAGAGCAGCAGCUCUCACGUCACGAUGACAUGAUGAGUGUCCAUGACAUCCGCCUGGCGGAGAUGGACCUGAAGCUGCAGGUGCUAGAGACGGCCAGCUUCAACGGUACGCUCAUUUGGAAGAUCCGUGACUACAAAAGACGGAAACAGGAAGCCGUGGCCUCAAAAACCCUCUCGCUCUACAGCCAGCCCUUCUACACGGGCUAUUUCGGCUACAAGAUGUGUGCCCGCAUCUAUCUGAAUGGGGACGGAAUGGGUAAAGGCACACAUCUCUCGCUGUUCUUCGUGGUCAUGCUUGGGGAAUACGAUGCCUUGCUGCCGUGGCCGUUCAAACAGAAAGUAACAUUAAUGCUAAUGGACCAGGGGCCGGCAAGGAAACACUUAGGCGAUGCCUUCAAACCGGACCCAAAUAGCAGUAGCUUUCGCCGGCCCACUGGUGAAAUGAACAUCGCCUCGGGCUGUCCACUCUUUGUGGCUCAAACUGUCCUAGAGAAUGGAACCUACAUCAAAGACGACACCAUCUUCAUUAAGGUGACUGUAGACACCUCCGACCUCCCGGACCCUUGAAAUCAACUUCACUGGGUCUAGAUAAUAUCAAGUCACACAGCCCUCCCAGCCAAGACUUCCAAGAGCAGGGCUGAGUUUGGGUUUAUAACAGUCCGAGCCGUCAGCUUGUGCUCGAGAGAUGGUGCGCUCUUCGGGAAACAACAGUGCCUUGCUGGGCUAGAUAGUUACUGCCUUUUGGAGGAGGUUUGAGUAGAUGAAUCUCCCAUGUCAGCCACAUCUAAAAUGCUGUCAAGAGUAAUACGUCAACUCUAAUCAACCCAAAGAAUGUUAAUGUCUCUGAAUCUACAAGACGAGGCGAAAUGAUGCCUAGAUGAUGUGUUGGUUGACUAACAUCAGGCCCAAAGUAAAAGGAAGCUGUUUACACUCAUCGUCAUGUUAGCCUUCAAUGAGUAUGAAUGCGUUUGGGGCUAAUGGUCAUCUCUCAUAUUGGUUGUUAAGUCUGGAAGGUAACCCUUCAUGUUUGGUAAUCCUGACAAGCUUUGUAUUGGUGGUUUUGUACAAUAUGCAAAUAUGGAACUGACAUCUGUUGUGUUGUAGUGGUUUGUUGAUGGACAGUUGAUGUGGAGAGGAGUUUUGGGAUUAGAAAGUCUUGUUUGUGUGGGCAGGGGUGGACGUGUUUCUGUGUAGUAGAUAUAAAGGACCUGACUUUGGAGCAUUCAUGAAGGACUACAUCGGCACUAAACAGUGACCCUGCAAGGGUUCCAUUGUCAAAAAGCAAAACCUCAGUUUUUAUGCAUGUAAAACCUAUUGUUACAUGACUUAACCUUCUCUGCGUUUACCACUUUGACACAUUAUUUUUUGUAAUGUUCUACUUAAUAGAUGCUAUGCAUCAGAAUCUAUUGUCCUUUUGUGUUUUGUAUUUUAUUUUUUAAAACAGUCGAAAAUAACGCCUUUAUGCGUCCAGCCAUGCUGCCAGAGACACAUACAAUAAUCCAGAUCAUUUUUCAUGGUAGGGAUGGUUUUUGCACAACUAUUGUUUGAAUGUGUAAUAUGUGUAUAC
This is a messenger RNA of Sinocyclocheilus anshuiensis, 2557 nucleotides long. RefSeq names its product TNF receptor-associated factor 3-like. The transcript is spliced from 9 exons. Gene Ontology annotation, molecular function: tumor necrosis factor receptor binding; zinc ion binding. The annotation marks the transcript as partial. Gene Ontology annotation, biological process: regulation of canonical NF-kappaB signal transduction; regulation of apoptotic process; Toll signaling pathway. The record is from RefSeq and is a predicted model, not a curated record. Gene Ontology annotation, cellular component: cytoplasmic side of plasma membrane; plasma membrane signaling receptor complex. NCBI's taxonomy places the organism in Eukaryota, Metazoa, Chordata, Actinopteri, Cypriniformes, Cyprinidae.